AUGGGGCAAAUUCAUUUGGAAAACAACUUGCCAACACUGCAGAACACCAAGCUUGGUUGGAUCGUUUCUGGAGGGAUGUCAAGCAUUCCAAAUCAUAAGUCUGUCUUAGCUGCCGUUAUUAAGGAUCCAGUCAAUCAUUCUGAUGAUGAAACGCUUACUGCUAUUGUAAAACGAUUUUGGGAAAUAGAAGACGUUAGCUCAGCGAAGCCAGUUGUGUUGCCUGAGGACUUGCGGUGCGAACAACUUUUUAAGGAAAACUGCACUAGGCUUGAGAAUGGUCAAUACUCUGUUCGCCUCUUGUCCGCUUCAGGAUUCGAAUCUUUAGGUGAUUCCUAUUGCCUGGCUCGUCGUCGUUUCAAGAGUUUGGAAGCUAAGCUAGAUAGAAACCCAGCCCUGAAGGUUCAGUAUUCGUCCUUUCUAAAGGAAUUCUUUAAAGUAGCUCUUUGUGGAGACAUCUGCAAGAUGUACCGCUGCGUACGUGUUUCGUACCCGGAUGAUUUUUUGCAGUGCAUCGUUUGGCGAGAAAAUUCAUCGGAUGAGUUGAGUGUUUACAAGCUAAACACGGUGACCUAUGGAACAAAGCCAGCUGCCUUCUUGGCUAUAAGAGCCAUGCAUCAGCUCUCUUAUGAUGAAGAGGAAUCAUUUCCAAUUGGAGCAGAGAUUGUUCGUAGAGAUUUCUAUGUCGAUGAUUUAAUUUCUGGGGGCGAAACGAUUGAAGAGGUGAGAGAAAUUCGUCGUCAGGUAAAGAGUCUAUUGUCGCGAGGACACUUUCCAAUCCGCAAAUGGUGUUCGAAUGAGUCAACUGCCCUCGAAGGAGAGUCGGACUGCGAUAAAGAGCAGCUUAUUAAAUUUCACGAUGGAUCAGAUAUCGCCAAGGCAUUGGGGCUAGCUUGGGACCCUUCUUCUGAUCAGUUCCUGUUCAAUUUUUCUCAGAUAUCGUCAGGUCAUAGAGUCACCAAACGGAUCGCAUUGUCAACUAUAGCCAAAUUUUAUGAUCCUCUCGGGUUAAUAACGCCAAUCGUUACCAAAUCUAAAAUCUUCUUGCAAUCUCUAUGGAAGUCUAAUGUGGAUUGGGAUGACGCAUUGCCAGAGCCCAUUCUUUCGUCAUGGGGGGAGUUGACCUCUCAGUUGUCGAUCGUCCAGAACUUGAAAUUUCCACGAUUCGUAGCGCGUCCGCAAGCGACCAUCCAGUUGCAUGGAUUCUGUGAUGCUAGCACAGCAGCUUAUGGAGCUUGCCUAUAUUUGCGGUCGGAGGACAAUGAAGGCACAAGAGCCUAUCUACUCUGCGCCAAGUCGAGAGUAGCCCCGUUGAAGGCCUUAACAGUUCCAAGAUUGGAACUUUCAGCAGCACUUUUAUUGGCAGAGCUUAUCGUAAGCGUCAAGGAAACCAUAGAUCUCGAUUGCGCCUUUCAUUGCUGGUCUGACUCGUCUAUCGUGUUGGCGUGGAUUAGGCAGCCUCCUAGGGAGUUCAACGUGUUUGUAUCCAACCGAAUCGCAAAAAUUCAGGAGAUGACGAAAGGAAUGUCUUGGCAUCAUGUUCCAACCAACCUCAAUCCGGCGGAUGUCGUGUCGCGAGGCUGUACCCCUAAAGAAUUGCUGGAGCAUUCUCUUUGGGCUAAUGGACCUCCAUUUCUUUUGCAGAACUCAUCGGAAUGGCCUUCCUUGCUUGAUGUAGCAAAGGAUCUUCCAGAGCGUCGUGCCGCGACUCUAAUUGGAACCGUGUGCGUUGACAUUUCUGUUAACUGCAAAUUCCUUAACACGUUUGAUAAGUUGCAGCGUGUAUUUGCGUACGUGUAUCGAUUUAUUUCGAAUUGCAGGUCCAAGCCUCUACUCUCAAAUAGCCAUCUUUCCGUUGAGGAGAUCAACUCGGGGACCGUACUUCUUCUAAGGAGCAUCCAGCAGAUUCACUUAGCCAAGGAGUAUGGAGUUCUUAGCCAGAGCAAGCCGUGUCCACAGAAGAGCAAACUGAUUUCGCUGAGGCCAAUUCUUGGCACCGAUAGAUUACUUCGCGUUGGUGGAAGACUUCAAAACGCAAACUUGGACUAUGAUACGAAGCAUCCGAUAUUGCUUCCCAAGGACCAUCCAGUCACCAAAGCAAUUAUCGUGUAUUUUCAUAAAAAAUACAUGCACGCAGGAUCGCAGGCGUUGCUUGCCACAUUACGACAAAGAUAUUGGCCGAUUGGAGGUCGGAAGUUCGUGGCUAGCGUCAUCAACAAAUGCGUUAGAUGCUUUCGGAUGAGGCCUGUGACUUGGGAGCACGUCAUGGGUAAUCUUCCAGCGAAUCGAGUUCAACCUAACCCAGCAUUUCAUACGACAGGAGUCGACUAUUGUGGGCCAUUCUAUCAUAAAGCAGAGUCCCGGAACAAGGCACCGCACAAGUGCUACAUCGCCGUCUUUGUCUGCUUUUCCACGAAGGCCGCUCACUUGGAAGUCGUCCAGGACCUCACAACAGAUUCCUUCAUAGCAGCUCUGAGAAGGUUCAUCAGCCUUAGAGGCAGUCCGCGAACUAUCUGGAGUGAUAAUGCGACCAACUUUGUCGGCGCCAAGAGCGAGUUAGGCGAACUGAAGGAAUUAUUUUUGAGCGAGCAACAUAUAGCUUCGAUAGCUUCUUCGUGCCUAGCGGACGGGAUAGAUUGGAAGUUCAUACCUCCGCGUGCUCCACACUUUGGUGGCCUAUGGGAGGCCGCUGUCAAAUCGGCCAAGUUUCACUUCUACAGAGUCGUCGGUCCAUCCAUCUUAUCCCUCGAUGAAUUAAGAACUCUUGCUUAUGAGAUUUCUGCUAUCCUUAACUCACGUCCCCUCUGUCCAAUUUCAGAAAGCGCUGAAAGCCUCGAGGUGCUAACGCCGGCGCAUUUCUUAAAGGGUUCCAGCUACACCAAAUUUCCUGAGCCGGAUGUCACGCAUCUCCUUCAAGGCCGCCUCAGCAGAUGGCAAAUUGUGACCCAAAUGCAGCAACUAUUCUGGAGAAGGUGGAGCAGCGAGUAUUUAUCACUUCUUCAGGAAAGGAGCAAAUGGCGUUCCGAAGGAUCUAACAUCAAGAUCGGAAGCAUCGUGUUGCUGAAGGAGGACAACAUUCCAUCAUUGAAAUGGCCACUUGGACGAGUUGAGGAAGUCAUUCCCGGCGAGGACGGCGUCGUCAGAGUAGUUAUGGUCCGUACAGCUACGGGCAUCAUCAAGAGAGCCGUCGCCAAACUGGCCGUUCUGCCCGUCGAUUCCCAACAAGUUGGAACCGUGCCUCUUCCAACGGGGGGAGUAUGUUCGGAGCAGACAGCCAGCACCUAA
Molecule: messenger RNA, 3282 nt
Organism: Drosophila ficusphila
Lineage: Eukaryota; Metazoa; Arthropoda; Insecta; Diptera; Drosophilidae
Exons: 2
Coding region: 1-3282 (1093 amino acids)
Biological process (GO): DNA integration
Molecular function (GO): nucleic acid binding
Source: RefSeq, a predicted model, not a curated record